AUGACAAUAGUCGAUUACGGUGUUAAAUCAACUGCUGAACUUCGUAAGAAUCCAAGUUUGAGUUCUCCAGACGAAUGUGCUAGAGCUUGCAGAGAAGGAGAACCAUCUAAAAUAUGUUAUUACCAUUUCACGUUGGAACUUUACAACGUACUCGGAGCUGCUUGUCAAGUUUGUACUCCAAAUGCCACGAACACCAUAUGGAGUAACUGCCAGUGUGUUUUGGCUGAUGGAGUCGAACGUGGUAUUCUCACAGCGAACAGAAUGAUUCCGGGACCCAGCAUUCAAGUAUGUGAAGGAGAUAAAGUUGUUAUUGAUGUUGAAAACAGAAUGGAAGGACAAGCUGCAUCCAUUCAUUGGCACGGAGUUUGGCAAAGAGGUACUCAGUACUCGGACGGUGUGCCAUUCGUAACUCAAUGUCCAAUUCAAGAAGGAAACACUUUUAGAUAUCAAUGGAAUGCCGAAAAUGCCGGAACUCAUUUCUGGCAUGCUCACACUGGAUUGCACAAAUUGGAUGGUCUUUAUGGAAGUAUCGUCAUUCGUCAAGCGCCAUCAAAAGAUCCAAACAGUCAUUUAUACGACUACGAUUUGACGACCCACGUCAUGUUACUCAGUGACUGGCUUCACGAAGAUGCUUUGGAAAGAUUCCCUGGCAGAUUAGCUGUUAACCAAGGGCAAACCCCAGACACUUUACUUAUUAACGGAAAAGGACAAUUUAGGGAUCCAAACACCGGAUACAUGACAAACACGCCACUUGAAGUAUUUACCAUAACUCCAGGACGAAGAUACCGUUUCAGAAUGAUCAAUUCAAUGGCAAGUGUUUGUCCAGUACAAUUAACAAUUCAAGGACACUCCCUUAUUCUUAUUGCCACUGAUGGAGAACCAGUUCAUCCCGUUGUCGUUAACACUAUCAUUUCAUUUUCUGCUUAUUGGAUUCAAGCUAGAGGUCUCGGAGAAUGUGGUAUCGCACGUGCUCAACAACUUGCUGUACUUCGUUACGCCAGAGGACCAUAUCAACCAGAUUCCGCCAUGCCUAGCUACGACGUAGGUUUACCUCAAGGAGUGGUUUUGAAUCCACUCGAUGCCGUUUGUAACAGAGAAAGAUCUGAUGCUGUUUGUGUAAGCCAAUUGAAAAACGCAAAACCCGUUGAUGAAGGUAUCUUGCAGCAAAGACCAGACGUAAAAAUAUUUUUGCCAUUUAGAUUCUUAUUUUACAGACCAGAAGAAUUAUUUUUGCCUCACACUUACAAUCGUUAUUUGGUUGCACCAAGUGGAGAUCAUGUAAUAAGUUUGGUAGAUGAAAUAUCAUACGUUGCACCCCCUGCGCCUCCACUUUCUCAAAUCGAUGAUAUUCCACCAGAACAAUUUUGUAACGGUGACAACCGACCACCAGACUGUGGACAAAACUGCAUGUGUACUCACAAAGUUGAUAUUCCUCUUAAUGCUGUCGUUGAAGUUGUAUUAGUAGACGAAGUUCAACAACCAAAUUUGAGUCAUCCUUUCCAUCUUCACGGUUACGCUUUCAACGUUAUCGGUAUUGGAAGAUCACCAGACAGAAACAUAAAGAAAAUUAACUUGAAACACGCUUUAGAUUUAGAUCGUAGAGGGUUGUUGCACAGACAAUUUAAUUUGCCACCAGCCAAGGACACAAUUGCCGUGCCAAAUAAUGGAUACGUCGUAUUAAGAUUUAGAGCGGAUAAUCCAGGAUAUUGGCUCUUCCACUGUCACUUCCUCUUCCACAUUGUCAUAGGUAUGAAUUUAGUGGUCCACGUGGGAACACACGCAGAUUUACCGCCAGUGCCUCCUAAUUUCCCAAGAUGUGGCGAUUUUCUACCUCCAAUAACACUGCACUGA
Messenger RNA from Pediculus humanus corporis (human body louse), 1851 nucleotides. RefSeq names its product L-ascorbate oxidase, putative. The record is from RefSeq and is a predicted model, not a curated record. Lineage: Eukaryota; Metazoa; Arthropoda; Insecta; Psocodea; Pediculidae. Gene Ontology annotation, biological process: iron ion transport. Gene Ontology annotation, molecular function: copper ion binding; oxidoreductase activity. The coding region runs from base 1 to 1851 and encodes 616 amino acids. Gene Ontology annotation, cellular component: plasma membrane. The transcript has 10 exons.